AUGAUCACACUUCUCUCUCCCCAUUUUGUCCUCCAAGAGGUCACUGAAGAUGACCUUGCUCUUGCUUCGCUGGCCUGGGGCUUCACGAUUGGCUUUGGAUGGCUCACCACCUGGACAGCCAUGAAGCAAACAAAACGUAUUUACGAGAGACGCGGCCUUCUCGUAUUCCGCAGUGCCUAUGUUUGGAUGAUUUGGCUCGAGAUUCUCGUAUGCCUCAUCUUCAGCAUUAUCUGUUGGUUGCACUUGAAAGGUAUAAUUCCCCCGAGUUUCGCGUUCUACUUUUGCAUUCUUACUACAUGGGCACUUCAAGUUCAAUUUCUUCUCCAAAUUAUUAUUAAUCGUUGCUCUAUCCUUCUCACGGAUCCGGUAACGGCGUACCGUCUUAAGGUCGGUGUUGCUGUCUUAAUCACAGCCGUUAAUAUCUCGGUCUAUAAUAUUUGGAUCCCCGCCCGUCUCCAGAUCUCAGAGAGAUAUAUCUGGAUCAACGAGUGGUGGGACCGUGUCGAGAAGGCGAUCUAUCUUCUUGUCGACGGAGCACUCAAUUUCUAUUUCAUUCGCGUUGUUCAACAGAACCUAGUGGCAAAUGGCCUAACCAAGUAUAAGAGUCUGUUCAAUAUGUGCAUCGUCGGAUUCUCUCUCAGCAUGGAUGUCCUUAUUAUCUCUAUGAUGAGCUUGCAUAACACGUUCGUUUACAUGCAGUUUCAUCCCUUCGCCUACAUAGUCAAACUCAAGAUCGAGAUGUCAAUGGCAGACUUGAUAGGGAAAAUUGCCAGACAGCGACAAUGUGGUGUCAUCUCU
Messenger RNA from Ilyonectria robusta, 798 nucleotides. RefSeq lists its product as uncharacterized. The record is from RefSeq and is a predicted model, not a curated record. NCBI's taxonomy places the organism in Eukaryota, Fungi, Ascomycota, Sordariomycetes, Hypocreales, Nectriaceae. The annotation marks the transcript as partial. The transcript has 6 exons.